This is a messenger RNA of Artibeus jamaicensis (Jamaican fruit-eating bat), 4057 nucleotides long. RefSeq names its product tyrosine-protein phosphatase non-receptor type substrate 1-like. The record is from RefSeq and is a predicted model, not a curated record. NCBI's taxonomy places the organism in Eukaryota, Metazoa, Chordata, Mammalia, Chiroptera, Phyllostomidae. Gene Ontology annotation, biological process: positive regulation of T cell activation; positive regulation of phagocytosis. Bases 224 to 1735 code for a protein of 503 amino acids. Gene Ontology annotation, cellular component: plasma membrane. The transcript is spliced from 9 exons.
CGCUCGCUCUCCCCUCCCCCGGGCGCGCUGCAGGCGGGCGCUCGCCGGGAGGUGCCGCCGCGGCCGGAGCCCCGCGGCCCCCGCGCGGGCGGGAGGAAGGAGGGGGACCGGGAGGAGGGAGCGGGGCCGCGGCCGGGCGGGCGGGGGCCACAGCCCGGACUGCGGCCGGGAGCUGGGCGAGCCGCGGGCGCCGCGAGGAGUCCGGGCGGGGCAGCCGCGGCCCAUGGAGCUCGCCGGCCGGGACCCCGGCCGCCUCGGGCCGCUGCUCUUCCUGCUGCUGAUCGCUGCGUCCUGCACCUGGACAGGAGAGGCAGGUGAGGAGCUGCAGGUGAUUCAGCCUGAGAAGUCAGUGGCAGUGGCAGCAGGAGAGACGGCCACUCUCACCUGCACCGUGACCUCCAUUUACCCCGUGGGGCCUGUCAUGUGGUUCCGGGGGACAGGGCCAGGCCGGGAGUUAAUCUACAGUCACAAAGGAGGCCACUCUCCCCGAGUAACAAGUGUUGCAGACGCCACGAGGAGAAACAACACGGACUUUUCCAUCCGCAUCAGUAACAUCACCCCAGCAGACACUGGUACCUACUACUGUGUGAAGUUCCGCAGAGGAAGCCCUGACACGGAGCUCAGGUCUGGGGCAGGCACUCGGCUCACUGUGAGUGCCCAACCCUCUCCCCCCAUGGUGUCAGCCCCCACGGGGAGGGCCACACCUGGGCAGACAGUGAGCUUCACCUGCGAGUCCCACGGCUUCUCCCCCAGGGACGUCAUCCUGAAAUGGUUCAAAGAUGGGAAUGAGCUCCCAGCCUCCCAGACCACCGUGGACCCAGAGGGAGACAGCCCUUCCUACAGCAUCUCCAGCACAGCCUCGGUGCGGCUGGCCCGGGGGGAUGUCCGCUCCCAGGUCAUCUGCCAGGUGGAACACGUCACCCUGAAGGGGGGCCCUCCUCUUCGUGGGACUGCCAACCUGUCUGAGAUCAUCCGAGUUCCGCCCACCUUGGAGGUUAAACACGCCAUGUCAGAGAACCAGGUGAACGUCACCUGCCAGGUGAAGAACUUCUACCCCCAGAACCUACGGCUGACCUGGUUGAAGAACGGAAAUAUGUCCCGAACAGAAACACCCUUAACUCGAGUAGAGAACAAGGAUGGGACCUUCACCUGGGGGAGCUGGAUGCUGGUGAAUUUAUCUGCUCGCGGGGAGGUCGUGGUGCUCACCUGUCUGGUGCAGCACGAUGGGCAGCCGGCCGUCAGCAGGAACCUCACCCUGGAGGCCCCCGCUAACCCGAAGGACCACAGCACAGAUGGACCCUUUGACAAAAGUUCCAACUUGAAUAAUAUCUUCAUCGUGGUGGGCGUGGUGUGUGCCUUGCUGGUGGCCCUGCUGAUUGCCGCCCUCUACCUCCUGCGGAUCCGACAGAAGAAAGCCAAGGGCUCCACUUCUUCUACAAGGCUGCACGAGCCCGAGAAGAACGCCAGAGAAACAACCCAGAUCCAGGACAACAACGACAUCACAUAUGCAGACCUGAACCUGCCCAAGAGAAAGAAGUCGGCCCCCCGGGUGGCCGAGUCCAACAACCACACGGAGUACGCCAGCAUCCAGGCCGUCCGGCAGCCCACGCCCGAGGACACCCUCACCUACGCGGACCUGGACAUGGUCCACCUCAACCGGGUCCCCAAGCAGCCCGCCCCCAAGCCCGAGCCGUCCCACUCAGAGUAUGCCAGCGUCCAGGUCCAGAGGAAGUGAGCGGGGCCUCGGUCAUCUCUGGCUCGGUGCCCGUGAGCCUGCCCGUCCCAGUGGGGCGGCAGCCCGGUCCCCAGAGGGCUGUGGUGGCACAGGUCUUGGGACCCAAGGGUGAAGCUGGCUCUUGUCUCCCCAACUUGCUUGGCUCUCCGGGGUGGCCACAGCCCCCCACAUUGCCACACACAGAGGCUGACGCUGCCAGACUGGCCGGGGAACGCACCUGGUAAGCGGCCAGAGCAGCCAGGGGUCCCAGCACUCUCACGCUCCUCUCCAUCAACCAUCGGUCUUGGUCAUGGUCUUAGUGAUCCUUGACAGCCUCCUUGAUGCUCUGCAGCCUGAUCUUCCAAGGUGAGGAGGAAAACCCCACCUGUUCCUCCUGCCGCCACCGCCACCACCACCACCAUCCAACGGGGACUUUGGGAAGAGUUCUGUUGCGAUCAAACCGUCCCAUUCAUGGAGAAGCUAGGAAAAAAGGAACCUCUGGGACCACAUCCUGAGACUCAGUGAGGUUGCUGCCAGCCGUCCUGGCCUCCCGUGUCCCUGGACUGACAAGUCACAAGCCCUGGGGAGGAGAGGACCCUCCGAGGAGUCCUCCACCGCCACCAAGGACUGAGUCACAAGACCCUCCUCCUCCUGCCCCCCGAGGCUCCUGGAGGACCCGGCGCCCUGACGGUGACACUCCACCUGGACCUGCCUCUCCUUCCCAAACCUGAGCUUGCUUCCUCCAGCUAGCACUAACUCAGCAACAUCUCGCUGUGGACGCCUGUAAAUUAUUGAUACAUGUGAAACGUGCAAUCUUGAAACUGAGGUGUUAGAAAAUUUGAUCCGUGGUGUUUUGUUUUGUUUUUCUCUUAAAACAACGGCAGCAUUAUCUUGGCUCCUUGUCAUGUGUUAAGUACACGGUUGGGUCUCGUGCCGUCCAAGGUGUCCCCGUCGGUUUCCUGGAGGGAGUUUCCUACAGCAGAAAGUGUCUUUCCUCCGCGUCCCAGAGCCCCGAGGACGGGGACGAAGGCUCCGGUUUGGCUGCUCCGUGGAGAUGCUUAGCCUUCUUUCCAGGACUCAAUUGGCCACGUCGUCAGCUGAGCCAAGGGGCUGGUGCUCCGGCCUUCCUGCCCCGAGCGUGGUAAGUCUGCACCUGCCAGUGCUGCUCCGGGCUGCCGCCGUCACCUUGCGGUCUUGUCGAGACCUGAUGCCUCAGUCCGCUCACCUGAAAAGAGGGGAGAGGAGCGAUGCCUCCCCCCCACCACCAUUCCUCAUACGCACUUUAGGGCCAUGCAGGGUAAGAAGCUACGCCUGGCUUUUCCCCGACUCCGUUAGCGACCUUCCCCCACUCCCACUCUCUGAGCGCAGAAGUGAGUGAUCUUCCAUUUCCACUCUCAAACCCUAUCGGGAUCAAACUGGAAUAAAUCCAAGACAGACAGGUGGCCUGGGCAGCCGCGAAGCCAGGACUGGCCCACCUUUCUGUCCCUCUGUCUCAGGAGGUUGGGCAGAGGCUGUGAUCCAUUGUCCUCUGACCCCCACCUUCCAUUUCGGUGUAGGAGCCCGGCUGGGCCCCGGGCAAGCCAGUGUGGCACGCCGUGUAUUCAGUCUUCACACACAACCGAUCUUAAAGCCGAGAUGCUAAUUGUCGCUGCCCGUCCCCACCCAGGUUCAGAUGCUCAGUGCCCAGGGGGUAGCUGGCUCAGGCCACCAGAGCAGGCGAGAAACUGAGCCGUCCCGCCCGUCAGCAUGACCUGCAGGGGGAACUCGGGACACUCAGCGCAGACCCGGCUCUGCGGAGGAUAGUGAUUCGAUGUUUUGCUUGAUGGCCUCCAGGAAGGAGCCGAGCCAAAGGGCCAUGUGGGCAGCUUUGGCCCGACGAGCUAGAGUUUCUCCGUGACAUCUGGGAGCAGCUUCCCAGCCACCUGGCUCGGGCUGUUUCCAAAUUCCAGAAGGUUGGCUUGUAAACCUUUGCCUCCCUCUCUUCUGCCCAGAGAGAAUGCGUGCACACACACACAGACACACUCACACAGAAUCUUAAAAGAAUGUUUUCUUGGUGCCAUUUUAAUUUAAUUUAAUUGUGAAUUUCGGAAGGGGAGUAAGGGGAUGAGGCCAAGGAAGCCAUGUGGUUGGAGCUCCAGACUGGCAGCCUGGAGAUUCUCAUACCUUGUGUAUCGAACCCCAGGAAAAGGAAGAGGUCGGAACGACAGUGCGGAAGGAGCGUGGUUCUGAGAGUUUAUUUUAAGACUGCUGGGAAGGGAACAGGCCCCAUUUUGUAUAUAGUUGCAACUUAAACUUUUUGGCUUGCAAAAUAUUUUUGUAAUAAAGAUUUCUGGGUAACAAUGA